AUCAGCUUCAAUCACAUUCCAUACUAUUAUAUCAAACAUUCAAUCAAUCCUUUCACAAUUUUCCUCCUGCGCUUCUUUUGACUUCAAGUAUCAUCCUCGACAUGCGUGUUCUCGUUAUCGGCGGCAGUGGACGCACUGGAAAGCUGACCAUUACUGAGCUCAUUAAUAGAGGACACCAAACCACCACCCUCGCUAGAAACCCGUCCGCAAUGGACAACCUUUCGGGUUUGAACGUCAUCAAAGGCACACCCACAGAGCUCGCAGACGUUCGAUCUGCCUUCAACCACGCCAUCCCGGACGCCGUCAUCGUCACACUAAACGCCCCCAGAGCAACAGACAGCCCCUUCGCAGCUCCCGUCUCAGACCCUCGCCUCAUGACAAUCUGCAACGAGAACGUGGCCACGGCGAUGAAAGAGUACGGCGUGCGCAAGGUUGUUAUUCUGCAGGCAUUUGGCGUGGCUGAGUCGUGGUCGAACAUGCCGUGCCUCCUGCGCCUGCUUAUGAGCAAAUCCAAUAUGAUCUACCAAUACAACGACCACAAUGAGACCGACCGCCUUAUUCGGGCCAGUGGAUUGACUUACGUCUUUGUUCGUCCUUCUCGGCUGGUGGAGACCGACGAGGAGAAGGUAACGGUGUGGCCGAAUCAUGGAAAGGGUGUCUCCAUGAUGGCGAGUACUAGUCGGGUGAGCGUUGCGCGGUGGCUGGUCGAUGCAAUGGAGACUGAUAAAUGGGAUUGUAUGGCUCCGGUGAUCACUAAUUGAGCGGAUGCAAUGUCAAGGACUCGGGUGAUGGAGGUGGUGUUGUGGAGUUGUAAAAGGCGCCCGGGUACUCGACGUUCUCCCACACGGCCAAAAAGACCAACAUGGAACUCCUACGGAGUUCCAAUACCCAACCCGCCAUAUAUAGUGCCAUACACAACUGGGAGGAUCUCACCCGCCUGACCGCCAUCGCAGUCCUCAUAGCGCCGGUGACGGGAGUUAUAUAUUGAUUAUUUUUUAAUAUACAUAUAGUCUAG
Aspergillus steynii IBT 23096 is the source of this 1015-nucleotide messenger RNA. Its product is annotated as putative TrkA-N domain dehydrogenase. The transcript has 3 exons. The coding region runs from base 102 to 761 and encodes 219 amino acids. NCBI's taxonomy places the organism in Eukaryota, Fungi, Ascomycota, Eurotiomycetes, Eurotiales, Aspergillaceae. The record is from RefSeq and is a predicted model, not a curated record.